AUGUCCGAUCAAGAUCACGGAGCAAAAUCAAAAAGGACCAGUAAUACUGGUAAAACAGUUCUGAAGGAAGGAGGAGGUGAUACGACUUCGAAAGUUCGCGCUCUGGUGGUUACAAAACCACCCGUGCCCGUGGAUCUAAACACGAACAUGAUGCACAUUGUCUCUGCAACUGAGAACGGUGAUGCAGCAGCUCUAGCAGCAUUUAUAGAUAUCUUGCAGAAUGUCAAUAUUGCAAAGGUAUACGACUAUUUCCUCACAUUGGAUGAAGAGACAUUUCUCAUCUGGCCUUCACGAUGGGGUGUACCGAAAGUACUUUUCUUCCUGAAUCGAUAUUUCCCGUUCGUGGAUUUGAUUUUGUUAUUGUAUGAUAUAAGAGAAGUACAGUCGGAGUUUUCAUGUGGAACAGGAACAGUCGCGUUUGGAUUUGUUGUUGCACAGGUCAUAUUGACGAUGCGAACGUGGGCUAUCUGGGGUCGCCAGACAUGGAUCACGAUAUUACUGACGGUUCUUGUCUUGACUGCUCUAGUCGCUGAUAUAUUCGUCUUAACGCGAUAUCUUGGAGGUGUUUCCGAUGCUUCGCUGGGUCCCUUUCAAGCUGCGUAUACCGGCUGCCCACUGCAAUUUGCCAACAGAUUCGUGUUUGUCGAUUUUGCGAUUGUAAUGGUCACAGAAUCGGCUAUGCUAGUCCUGCUAAUUAUAAAAGCACUUGAACACUUCAAACACUCACGCAGCACUCUUAUGGUGCGAAUGUUCAAAGACGGUGUUAUUUAUUUUAUAUUUAUUUUAUGUACAUCCAUUGCGAACCUUGUUACUAUCCUUUCUGCUCCCGUUGAGCUGCACGAAUUUCUCAUCAUAACGCAGCGAAUUUUGCAUAGCAUCUUCUGCUCCCGUGUCCUGUUACACAUCCGAGGAGCGUACACCAACAAUGGCUUUGUAUCCACUACCACAGCAGACUCUCAGAUGCGGAGCAAUGCUUCCGGCGCGUACUACGCGUUUCGUCGACCAUUGUCUAGCGCUGGUAUCCGAGAUGGGAGAGGAGGAGAUGCGUUUGAGCUUGGGAGCGUCGGCGGUGUUUCGGUCAUGGCGAGUGAAGUCCAGAUGCGCGAAGGUGACGAUGCAUAUGGCUUAGGAAGCCGGAACACGGGGUGGGGCAUGGGAUACGGAUUUGAUGGAGUACCGACCUUGACUCCGCUGGACAAAAGAGAACCGGCGUGGGGAGAUGUCGCACAUCGGGAGGAUAAGGACAUGGAGUCCCCGAUAAGUGCAGCGGAGAGUACGACUUCGCCGCUUCGCGAAGUGCAGGAACUGAGCUUCAAUGACGUCUUGGGGAACUUCGGGGUCGGUUGCGGGGGUCGGAAAUGA
This is a messenger RNA of Fomitiporia mediterranea MF3/22, 1362 nucleotides long. RefSeq lists its product as uncharacterized. The record is from RefSeq and is a predicted model, not a curated record. NCBI's taxonomy places the organism in Eukaryota, Fungi, Basidiomycota, Agaricomycetes, Hymenochaetales, Hymenochaetaceae. The coding region runs from base 1 to 1362 and encodes 453 amino acids. The transcript is spliced from 15 exons.